CGAAAAACAUCGCGAACUUGUGGAUAAUGAUAAUCGUUGGAAGCUUUAUAGACUAUCAUUGAUUAGAAAUGAUUAGCGAAGCCAAUGCUUUUGAAUCACGCGCUUCUUUUGGUGAUCACGUUUCAAGCAGUUUCGACAACAGCUAAAAAGAUCACGUUCAAUAUAGUCCAAGAUAGCAAUGGAUACGUUGAUGAGUUCAUUCGGGCACUUGAAAUGGUUAUGGAUUCUCCUGAAGUACAGCAAGUGCCUUAUGAAGUCAGAAGGAUUGAUCCUCGUGUUCCGCUCACACAGCAAAUACAAGGUAUAUGUACAAUGGAGACUGAUUUCGAGAUCCUGUUGUCUGCCACAUCCUGUGACAUGCUGAAAUUGCUGGCACUGCAGAGCUCUUCCAUGGGGUUGUUACACUUCGUGGUCAACGUCGACCACUGUAAAGGAACUAAUAUAACUGCCUACUUGGACAGAAAACCGCGGUCGGAUGUCACUCAAGCGAUUGUUGAUGUAGUGCAGGUCAGGAAAAGGACAGAUAUUGCUAUUAUACAUGAUACUGAAUACGAAAGUCCAGUGACAAUAAAGACACUGCUGCGAGAGCUGACAGGACUGGGUGUCCGGUAUUCCUACCUGGUGUACGACGCCCAACCGGACAAGAUGGCUCGAAGGUUGGAAGCGAUUAACCGAGGAUCUAAAGAUCUCUCUACCAUCGUCCUGGCUGACUUUUCUGUCUUCAAGGCUGUACUUGAUGGGAUGCACGCGAAGAAGAGGCUGACUGCCGACGUGACAUACCUCAUCGUGAAUGACGGCUGGGAAGCCUCAAAUCCAGAAAUAGAGACCCCGCAGCGUGUCCACUAUAGCAUCGAUCUGCAGCUGUUACUGCUCAAAAGGACAAUAGGGGAAAGUUUCUCCAAAGCUCUCAAAAAUAUUACCAAUAACAUCCCGGAGGGAUCAAAGAAUGCAAAGUGGAAGGUACGUUUGGGACGCGAGGACAUGUUCGUCUCGGCAGUGGUGUGGGGCACCAUCAGAGCUGCGAAAAUGAUUUGGGACAGAGAAGCUGAAAUAUCCCAGGGCAAAUGCAUCUACGUGAACGGGAGCACUUCCUUUUCUUCGAUAGUCACGGAUUACAUGAAUAAUGAAUACAUUCUUUCUAAAAGCCUGAAUUUCGCUCUUAUGCGGAAUGUUCCCGAUUCUCCUAACACAGAAAUCUUCAAGAAAAUCGGAAGUUGGGAAUCGAAACGUAUGCCGAAAUUCGAUUACCUCUACCCAGACAUCGAAAAGCAUAUCAUAUUUCGAGACAGGGUUCUCAAAUUGGCAAUGCCCUUUAAUCCGCCCUACACAAUCCCUGCUGCGGGGGACGAGAAUACAGUGGACACUGGGGCAGCGGUUAAGCUCUUCGACUAUCUCAUGAAGCGUCUGAAAUUCAGAUAUGAAGCUCUGCGACCUGAUGAUAAUGAAUGGGGUGUGCUAUUGCCUGAUGGAACAUGGAGUGGCGCUGUUGGAAUGCUCCUGGACAGGACGGUGGAUUUAAUUCCAUUCUUGGGGAUCACAAGAGGCCGCAGCCGGGUUCUAGAAUUUUCGGAGCCCAUAAUGACCACCAGCACAGCCAUUCUGGUCCAGAAGCCGAGGGAACCACCUCGUACCCUCAUUUUCCUCAGACCCUUUUCUGCACCGGUGUGGGCUUGCAUCACUUUGACUAUUCCUGUCAUGGCAUUUGUAUUGUAUUACGUACACAGAAAAAGCUUCGAAUAUUCAACCGAGCGAAACACCUUGAUGAAAAGGAAAGGUGGCUUGUUCAAAUAUCGAAACUGUUUCUGGUACAUGUACGGUGCUAUUCUACAACAAGGUGGUAUUCAUCUGCCCGUGACUGUCAGUGCUCGGAUCGUGGUGUGUUUCUGGUGGCUGUUCGUUAUGGUCGUGAUGGCCACUUAUAGCGGAAACCUGAUCGCCUUCCUCACUUUCCCCGAGGCUGACUGGAAAGUGACCAGUCUGGAAGACAUGGCGCGGAAAGAGAAAGUGACCAUCCUCAUACAGGAAGGGACGAGCAUUCACCAAGAGAUAGAGGAAUCUCCCGUGGAAGCGUUGCAGCUGAUAAAGAAAAGGGUGGAGAGUGCGAAAAAUGCUUUCCUUAUCACCAACGCUUCGGAAGCUAUACCUGAAGUGAAAAGAGGAUCUGCAGUUUUUGUAGAAGAUUUGUACGUUCUAUCAGACCUCAUAAAAACUGAACAUAACAAAACUGGAAGAUGCGAUCUGGCUUUGGCGCCAAAGAGGGCUCUGGAGAUUUAUGUGGCGAUCGCAGCGAGGAAAGGAAGUCCGUACUUAAAAGAAAUUGAUAUCUUUUUAAGGCACCUUUGGCAUGGAGGUCUCAUGCAACAUUGGGCCAAACAGUUCGCUCAGCUGGAUUCUCACGAGUGUUACUUCAUUACAACGACCUUGAGAGGCGGACGAAAGGACGUGACCUUGAAUGACCUCUUCGGAGCCUUUAUGAUGCUCUUCUGUGGUCUCGGAAUUGCUCUCGUUGCUAUUUGUUCAGAAAAAUUAUGGAAGAGAUUGAAAAGAUUCGCCGGAAGUAGAAGCAGGAUCUUCAUGGGAAAGACAAACAUUUUCUUCAUUAGAAUGGUCGUAACAGAGCAGUCCAGGUGCAACAAAAGAAGAUGAAUUGUACA
This is a messenger RNA of Argiope bruennichi, 2654 nucleotides long. Its product is annotated as ionotropic receptor 93a-like. Gene Ontology annotation, cellular component: membrane. Gene Ontology annotation, molecular function: glutamate-gated receptor activity. Lineage: Eukaryota; Metazoa; Arthropoda; Arachnida; Araneae; Araneidae. Bases 85 to 2646 code for a protein of 853 amino acids. The record is from RefSeq and is a predicted model, not a curated record. The transcript is spliced from 15 exons. Gene Ontology annotation, biological process: monoatomic ion transport.